GUCGGUCACGGCAUUGCGUGAGCCCGGCCGCGGGUACUUUUGGAAAUCAGCCAGCGCCGAAUGCAGCUCCUGCGAUCCCUGGUCAACACGGCAGCCAUGCUCCCACCCAUAUGCGUUGUUGGCAAAGGCACCGGCCGGCGAGUGGACCAGGUCAGCUGUCGGGUCAAUCAUAUUGUCCUCGGGCAGCUCCGGCAGCCCGACAUCGCCGACCAAGCGCUCAUCGACGCGCGCACACAACAGCCACUCACUGCCAUUACAUGAUAAUGGCGCCCAGAAGAUCCCAGUAUUGCGGCCCAGCUCCUCCUCCAUCGCAUACUCGACCACGCCAUACUGCACACCCGACUGCCUGGCCCACGACAACACUGUCUCGCGUCCGACAAGUCCGUCGUAUACAACAACGUUGCCGUCGCGCGAAAACGCCACGAACCGCCCAUCGCCUUGGCUGCGCGUGUAGUACCAGUCGUUCUGGACGCAUCUGCGGUGUCUGCUCCACAGGGCACUCUUUCACUGCCAUUAGCCGUGCCCGCCAUUGUGCCAUGCACCCACCGCUGGCCCUUGUCGGCAAGCAUAACCACGUCCAAUUUCCCACCACAGCUAUGCCACAGCGACUGCUCGACCUGCUGCCUCCCGCAGGUACGUCAGCAAUGAUGGGCUGCCGGCUGCCUGGAUGGUAGAGAACCGGUCGUUCCAUAUGCUGCGUGCCGUGGCCACAGCGACACUGACUACGUUUCCGUCCUUUGCUUCGGUAGCGCUCAAUGGCACUGCGCUGAAUAGCAAUGUCGGUCGCCGCACGUUAUGCGUAGGAUCGGUCCCAGUGAACCACACGUGGACGCCACCGGAGAUGGCCUGUAAAAAUACUCCGGUGACCGACGCUGGCCAGCUGCUCAGUGCCUCGCCACGCAAAUACCG
This is a messenger RNA of Linderina pennispora, 909 nucleotides long. RefSeq lists its product as uncharacterized. The record is from RefSeq and is a predicted model, not a curated record. NCBI's taxonomy places the organism in Eukaryota, Fungi, Kickxellomycota, Kickxellomycetes, Kickxellales, Kickxellaceae. The transcript has a single exon. Bases 111 to 674 code for a protein of 187 amino acids.